This is a messenger RNA of Naegleria gruberi, 3228 nucleotides long. RefSeq lists its product as uncharacterized. The coding region runs from base 1 to 3228 and encodes 1075 amino acids. Lineage: Eukaryota; Heterolobosea; Eutetramitea; Acrasida; Naegleriidae. The record is from RefSeq and is a predicted model, not a curated record. The transcript is spliced from 2 exons.
AUGAACACAAUAUCAGAUAAUAGUGUUAUUCGUAAUAUGAAGGACCUGAAUGAAGCAAUGAAAAUUGUUUUGAAAGAAGACCAACAAGAUGCCUCUCCAGGAACACUAAUUUAUACUUUCAGAUUAGAAGGAGUUAUCACUUCAAACUUGUCUUUUGUAGAUGUUGGAUUGGAAGAAAUGGUUCCAUUAUCAGAUUAUUUAAAGGGAAUCAGAAAUGAUGCCAAUACCUUAUUCUCGACAGUAUUUUCUCAAUUAUUAACUGAUGACUUUAGAGCAAUCAUACUUGCCAACUGUUCUCCACAUGUUUCGGCAGCAGAAGCAGCCAAGAAAACAAUGGAACAAACUUCGUCUUGUAUUUUGAAAAAGAUUCCUCAACCAAAAUCACAAACAACCGCCCAACUAGUUCAACAACCACAACAACCAGCAACUGUCACACCACAACCAUCAAAACCAUCAGAGGUUCCUCCAGUCCAGCAACCCCAAAUUGACACACAAGAGAUUGAGAAGUUGAAACAAGCCUAUGAAACAAUAAUUUUCAAGCUUAAAUCCAAUAAUGAAUCUGUUAAAUCAAAGCUGUUAAAAGUAUCCAAGGAAUUCAAAGACUUGAAGAAAAAUCAAGUAGACAUCAGAACGGAAUAUUUGGAACAAAUUCAAAAGACUGGAUCUACCUUAGGAUCGUUCACUUCCACAGAAAUUGGAAAAAUAUCAUCACAUUUGAUUGAGGAAAGAAAUAAGAUUGUUACUGAGUUUAAAUCACAAUUAAAUGAAAAGAUGCAUCAAAUGGAAACCCUUCAAACCAGUUUGAAUGUAACAACAGAAAGAGAGAAACAAUUAAAACAAGAUUUAGAAAACUUACGUGAUCAACACGAAAAGGAGAAGAAUGAUAUGGUUAAAUCUGAAGAGGGAAAGGAAUCCCAAAUUCAACAACUUUCAAUUUCAGAGUCUGAAUUGAAGGUUUCAAUUCAUGAAAUUUCCCAAGAUUUGCAUUCAGAAAGAGAAAAAUCCUUAAAAUUAACAUCAGAAAUUGACCGAUUGACAAAUAUUGUCAAUCAAAAUCAAAUAGAUAUGAACAAGAGCUCCAAUGACGUGCAACAAAUGGUUAAAGAAUCUGAAGAGAAGUAUGAAAAGAUAUCCUCACAGUUUGCUGAAUUGCAAUCCACACUUUCAGAAAGAAGUAAUACUAUUUUGGACCUCACUAACGAAUUGCAUUCUGAAAAUGAAACUGUUGCUAAUCUUAAAAAAUUGAUUGAAUCCAAUUACAUGUCUUCAGAAAAACAAAUAGAAGAACUUAAACUUGCGCUAAAUGAACAUAAGAAUCAAUUGGAGGAGAGAAUUAAAGAGCUUGAAGACUUGAGAUCAAUUAUUACAUCUAAAGAUGAAGUAAUUACAACAAAAGAUGAUCAAAUCUCUCAUUUAACACAAAAAAAGAAUAAUGUUGAAUCUCUUUUGGAGAAAAUGAAGCAUGAUGCCUCCUCCAACCACGAGACUUUGGUUGUUGAAAAUAACAAGCUUGAAGAAGAGAAGAAUAGACUUGACAACAAUUACCAACAAGCUCUAGAAACCAUCAAGAAAAUUCAAGAUGAGUUGAGAAACUCGAAUGAAACUGUGAUUUCCCUGCAACUUCAAUUAGAGGCAAAACAAAAAGAACACUCUUCCCUCAAUUCAAAAUUCAAUGAUUUGCAAGAAAAGUUCGAAGAUGUAUCCAAAACUUUACAAGAAACCAAGUCCGAUCUUACUCAACAGUUAACAGAUAAAGAAAGUCUCUUGAAAACUCUUUUGCAAAAGACUGAUGAUAUGACCAAAGAAUUGGCUGAAUAUAAUAAGGAGAAAGAGGCCCAAAUUACUUUAGAGGAAGAAAGCAAAAAAUUGAACGAGAAAUUGAAUACCACCAAUCAAGAACUUUCUAAAUUAAAAGAGGAAUUACAAAACACAACACAAGAUAGGGAUUCUACAAGAUCAGAAUUGGAAAAUACUCUUAAAAUUGUAUAUAACUUGAAUAAUACUGUUAAUUCCCUAACUGAAGAAAAAGAUAAUUUGCAUGAACAAUUACAUACAGAAAUGGAAAACAAAUCUCAGUUGGAAAACACCUUGCUUUCAAACUUGGAUAAAACAACAUUAGAACAAAGAAGUGAAAUUCAAAAACUUAAGGAAAUAUAUGAAAGUGAAAUCAAGAAACUCCAAGAAGCAAGCAAAACAGAAAUCAUUAAUCAAAAGGAAAAAUACGAAUUUGAUUUGAAUGAACUAAAAACGAGAUAUGAAAGAGAAAUGGAAAGUGUUAAAAAAUCCUAUCAAGAUGAAAUUGGAGUAAUGAAGGAAAGUUGUGAAACUGAGCUUAAUAUUCUAAAAGAAAAAUCUGAAGAGGAAAUUUCACAACUAAACUCUCAAACAAGUAAUCAAUCAUCCAAGAUUAAACAAUUAUCUGAAGAUCUGAGGAAGAGUAAGGAUAGUAUUGAGAAGGAAAUUUCCAGGAGAAGCUCUAUUGAAAAGGAACUCCACGACUUGCAAAAACAACACAAAUCUCUAGAAAAGGAAUCCCAAGAAAAGAAAGAUACUCUUGAAAAGUCUCUUAAAACACUCAAGGAAAAGGAAGCCGAGUUGAAGGAAAUCAAGAGGGAUGCAAUUGAUCUCUCUAAAAAGUGUAAAUCUUGGGAGGUUACAUCUCAAGAAAAAGAUAAGGAAAUUAUUAAACUGAAGAAGGAAUUGGAAAAGAAGACAAUUGCUUUAUUAGAAAAAACAGCUAAGCAAGAGCCUGCAAUAGAUAACGAACUUGUAAAACGAUUACAAAAGGAGAAGGAAACCUUAGAACAACAAGUUAAGGAAUUGACGGAAGCCCCAGCUGCAAGUGAAACACCUUCAAUCGAAGUUUCAAUGAUGAAGAAUGAACUCGAAAUGGGUAAGGCAGAAAUUUCUGACCUCAGAGAAAAGCUCAAUGAAUUGCAACAAGAAAAGAAGAAGAAUCAAAUUAUUUCUGAUAUUGGUGUCAAACCAUCAAAGGACAAGAUUCUAUCCCAUAUUCAAACAUUAAUCUAUGCUAUUGAGAAGGCAAAGCAAGAAAAGUAUCAUUACAAGAAGACUUGCAAAUUACUUGAACAAGAAUUAGAAUUAUGGAAGUGUGCUGUUCCUUCAGUCAAACAACAAAAGGAUACAGUAAGCAAAUUCACAAAGUGUGAAGAAAUAAUCAAGGAAAUGAAAUCUAGUAUCAAACAACUAAGAAGUAUUCAAGAGUAA